UAACAAUCACGCAAUAGUCGUCUGGAAGUCCUGUAUCGGCACCGAUAUCCGGAGUGUCUUAAAAGAAGAAUAAGCUGGGGACAAGUACAUCACCACCUAAACAACGAAGUCAGGCAUAAUCCAAUCAGAUCACUUCCAUUUUCUACAGUCAACGUCAUGGCUUCCCAAGAUCAAACGGCCCAGCAGGGCAAGAAGAAAAGCCUUAUCGUCAAUGCCUUUGUCAUGAUGUGCAGUGGUCAUCAAUCCCCAGGAUUAUGGAGACACCCUGAGGAUGAGUCUUGGAGAUUCAAGGACACUGAGCACUGGGUUGAACUAGCCAAGUUGCUAGAAGACGCCAAAUUCCAUGGCAUCUUUAUCGCUGAUGUGCUGGGAGGCUACGAUGUUUACAAGAAGUCCUUGGAACCUGCUAUCAUCUCUGGAGCUCAAUGGCCUCUCACAGAGCCAUUGGCCGUUAUUCCUGCCAUGGCUGCUGCGACGAAAAAUAUUGGAUUUGGUGCCACUGUUUCUGUUACUUAUGAGCAGCCAUAUCAUCUGGCUCGACGGUUAUCUACAGUCGAUCACCUCACCAAGGGCCGUUUGGGCUGGAACAUUGUUACUGGUUACCUAGACUCAGCCGCUCGCAACCUUGGCCAUCCAGUUCAACUCGCUCACGAUGAACGCUACGCCCAGGCCGAAGAAUACAUGGAAGUCAUGUACAAGCUCUUUAACUCAUCCUGGCGUGACGACGCUGUCAAGCUAGACCGUGAGCGAGGUAUCUACACGGAUCCCGCCCUUGUUCGUCAAAUCGACCAUAACGGCAAAUACUUCAACGUUCCCGGUCCUCACGUCGUGGACCCCAGCCCGCAGCGAACACCUCUGCUUCUUCAAGCAGGAGCCAGCAAGCCAGGUAAAGCAUUUGCAGCUCAGCAUGCUGAGGCCAUCUUUACUUCUGCGCAUGCACCUGCAGUGUGUAAGAAGAACAUUGCAGAUAUCCGACAAGUUGCGAAGGAACAGUUUGGCCGAGAUCCAAACAACAUCAAGGUCCUCGCUCUUGUCACCCCCAUUCUUGGCAAGACUGAGGAGGAAGCUCUGGCUAAGUAUAACGAAGCGAAGAAGUAUGCUUCGACUGAAGGCGCUCUGUCGUUGUUCGGCGGAUGGACUGGUAUGGACUUGAACCAGUACGGUGAUGAUGAGGAGCUUCGACAGGUUGAGAGUAACGCUGUCAGAUCAACUGUAGAAGGCUAUGCCAAGUUCUCACCCGCAAACUCAAAGUGGACGAAGCAUACUGUCGCCGAGCAUGUCAGCCUCGGAGGCAAUGGACCUCUAUUCGUUGGUACACCCUCCCAGGUAGCCGACAGCCUGCAAGUCUGGAUUGAUGAGGCAGACGUCGAUGGGUUCAACUUUGGAUAUGUUCUUUUCCCGGGUACCUUCAAAGAUAUCAUCGAACUGCUGCUCCCUGAACUUCGAUCAAGGGGUCUCUUCUGGGACGAUUACGCAGUACCUGGUGGCAGCUACCGAGAGAACUUCUAUGGACUUCCUGGACAGAAGUAUCCUCUUGAUGAGCAUGCUGCUUCAAAGUAUAGGUGGGCUGCUGGCGUGCCUGCAAGUGAGCACAAGAUUCCACAGUAGAUAUGCCUAAAAGUAGUCUCAAAAGGAUCAACAGAAUUAAAAAUGCCAGUAGCAAGAUUGUCCAACGUUCAGGCAAAGCCAAGUCAUGAAAUUGCUGGAGAUAGCCCUGCAACUCGACUUACUUAAGUCCAUAGGCUGCAGGAUAUGAUAGCAUGGUCCCCUUACUUUUAUGUUAUGCUAAUGAAUAGACUACAUAAUGUCUCGUUGCAUUCGAGCUACAUGAGAAUUACAUUAGAGGUAGACUCAUAAAGUCUUGUCCA
Fusarium verticillioides 7600 is the source of this 1868-nucleotide messenger RNA. RefSeq names its product alkanesulfonate monooxygenase. The transcript is spliced from 8 exons. Lineage: Eukaryota; Fungi; Ascomycota; Sordariomycetes; Hypocreales; Nectriaceae. The record is from RefSeq and is a predicted model, not a curated record. The coding region runs from base 157 to 1608 and encodes 483 amino acids. Gene Ontology annotation, molecular function: oxidoreductase activity, acting on paired donors, with incorporation or reduction of molecular oxygen; monooxygenase activity.